Molecule: messenger RNA, 7062 nt
Organism: Linum tenue
Lineage: Eukaryota; Viridiplantae; Streptophyta; Magnoliopsida; Malpighiales; Linaceae
Source: the annotation of a GenBank genome assembly
CUCCAACUAUGGGAAACUAGAAAAUAGGAAGGGUUUCUCACAGUUCGAAUGAACUCACCCCUGCCUCUUCGCUGACGCCGAGAGAAUGAAGAAGCCCAUCUCUCGAUUAGCUUAAGCACUCAUUUUCCGUCUCUUCGUUUUCAUUUUUCAAUUUUGUGUCCAUCGAUCGUCUUCGUCGUCUCUUUUCAUCCCUCCCCUGCAGUUCGCGUAGCGAGGGAUUCAGAAACUGACCGCCUCCGCGUGGCCCUCGUUUCAAUUGGGGCAAAGCCAUGCCCCUUUUCAUCACCGACGACGAGCUUGCUCGUUACUCCAACGACGCUCCCCACGUCGCAGCUAGGGCUGACGAUUACAUCAGGCGCUUGCAGACGGAGCUCGAUACCGUCAAGGCUGCCGCAGAUGCCAAUGCGGUCACCGCCGAGCAGACUUGUUCGCUUCUCGAGCACAAGUUCUUGUCCCUCUCCACCGAGUUCUCCACGCUCCAAUCGCAGAACGCACUUCUCCAGUCCACGCUCGAUGAGCGUCUCUCCGAGCUCGCCGAAGCCCAGGCUCAGAAGCAUCAGCUUCACUUGCAAUCGAUGGGGAAGGAUGGCGAAGUAGAGAGGUUGGCAACAGACUUGUCGGAGCUGCGUAAGAGCAAUAGGCAGUUGCUUGAGUUGGUGGAGCAAAAAGACGCGGAGAUCAACGAUAAGAAAGCUACUAUUAACAGCUAUCUCGAUAAGAUUGUUAAUUUGACGGAGAGUGCAUCAAAGAAGGAAGCUCGACUAUAUGAGGUUGAGGCAGAGUUGGUGCAUUCUCAAGCUGCCUGCUCUCGCCUUUCACAGGAGAAAGAAAUUGUGGACAGACAUAACUCAUGGCUAAAUGAUGAGCUGACAGCCAAAGUCGACAGUUUGAUUGAGCUGCGCAUAAGACAUUCCAAUCUAGAGGAAGAUCUGUCUGCUAAGCUUGCAUGUGCUGAGAAACAACUGAGUGAAUCUUCAAGCUCUGCACAGAGGAACAAGGAUAGAGCAGAUGAGCUUGAAGCGAAAUUAACUUCCUUGCAAGAGGAAUUAUGCUCUACUAAGGAUGCUGCUGUGACAAAUGAAGAGCAACUCUCUGCUGAACUCUCUACUGCAAAUAAACUAGUUGAACUUUAUAAGCAAAGCUCCGAGGAAUGGUCAAGGAAAGCAGGGGAGCUUGAGGGUGUCAUUAGAGCUUUAGAGACUCAUUUGGGUGAGCUUGAAAAUGAUUACAAAGCUAGACUCGAAAAAGAAGUCAAAUCAAGAAGCCAAUUAGAGAAGGAAGCUGCUGAUCUCAGAGGAAAACUUGAAAAAUAUGAAGCUGAGAUUGAAAGUAGCAGGAGAAAUAGUGAGCUUAAUCUACUUCCAGUCAAUAGUUUCUCGACAGAAAGGUGGGCGGCCCAGUCUGAUAGCAAUGUCUCCAUGGAGGAUACUGACAUGCUUGUUCCAAAGAUUCCUCCUGGCGUUUCAGGGACUGCAUUAGCAGCUUCUCUACUUCGCGAUGGAUGGAGUCUGGCUAAGAUGUAUGCAAAAUACCAAGAAGCUGUUGAUGCUCUGCGCCAUGAACAACUAGGAAGGAAGGAUGCUGAAGCUGUAUUGCAACGGGUUCUGUUUGAACUGGAGGAGAAAGCAGGAGUUAUUUUGGACGAAAGAGCGGAAUAUGAGAGAAUGUUGGAGUCAUACUCCAUCAUUGGCCAAAAGUUGCAGCAGUCUGUAUCAGAGCGGGGGAACCUGGAAAAAAUGAUCCACGAAUUGAAGGCUGAACUAAGGAGGAAUGAAAGACUAUGAUUUCGCCCAGAGGGAGAUUGUUGACCUUCAGAAGCAGGUUACUGUUCUUCUGAAGGAAUGUCGCGAUGUGCAACUACGAUGUGGAUUGGGGGAUAAUGAUGGUGACGACUCUUCCAUUUAUGCUGAUGUUGGUAUGGAAACAAACGCUGUUGCUGAUAAUGUCAUUUCUGAAAGGCUUUUGACUUUCAACGACAUAAAUGGAUUAGUUGAGCAGAAUGUGCAACUCAGAGGUCUUGUGCGAAGUCUUUCAGAUCAGAUUGAAAAUAGGGAGUCAGAGUUCAAGGAGAAACUAGAAAUGGAACACAAGAAACUCACUGAUGAAGCUGCCGCUAGAGUUGCAAAUGUCUUACAAAGGGCAGAAGAACAAGGGAACAUGAUUGAAAAUCUUCGUGCAUCUGUAUUGUUCCCUCUCCCACAAUUUUCGUGUUCGACUCUUAGCUGCAUUUUCGUCUCUCUCUGAGUAAUGCUUUGUGCUAUUCUUGUAGUUACAGCUUGUCUUUAUUCUCAAUCCUUGUAGUUUGCAAUGUACAAAAGGUUAUAUGAGGAGCAAAAGAAACGACAGUCACCGGAUACACUUCUACAUUCUUCAGAGGCAGCUCUAGAGAAUGGAGGGAAGGAUCUUCUGUUUGUCCUUGAGGGUGCUCAGAUGCAGGAAGCUAGCAAGAUGGCUCAAGAAAAGGUUGCGAAGCAGUUGGGAUCUCUUGAGGAAAAGCUGUCAAAAGCUAGGAGUGAACUUGUAUCAUUGCAAUUGGAGCGUGACAAGUUAGGUUCGGAGGCAAAGCAUGCAACUGAAAAACUGGAGAGGUUUAUGAAAGAAUUUGAACACCAGGACGGUCGAAUCAAAGGUCUUGAAGCACGCAACUUAGAACAUGGCCGCCUGAUUCUUGACUUCCAGAAAAGAUUAAACGAAAGCAUGCAUGUUCAACAUGCUUCUGAGGAUCAUUGUCGGAAGCUAAACAUGGAGGUAUCGGCCCUAAAGCAUGAGAAGGAAAUGUUAUCAAACGCUGAAAAGAGAGCAUGCGAUGAAGUUCGUAGAUUGUCAGAGAGGGUGCAUAGGCUGCAGUCUAGUUUAGACACUUUCCAGAGCGCCGAGGAUGUUCGAAAGGAAGCACGAGCUGCCGAGAGGAGAAAACAGGAGGAAUAUGUCAAACAAAUUGAGAGGGAAUGGGCAGAGGCAAAAAAGGAGCUGCAACUGGAGAAGGAAAAUGUCAGAUCCCUCACAUGUGAUCGGGAGCAGACUUUGAAGAAUGCGAUGAGACAAGUGGAUGACAUGGGAAAAGAGUUGGCUGAUGCACUGCGUGCUGUCACAGCUGCUAAGACCAGGGCUGCUGUAGCUGAGACUAAACUUGAUUUGGAGAAGAAGAAGGCAAGUUCUGAUCAAAAUGUUGCUGAUGGGCUGGAAAGCAGGGCGCUCACUGUUUCCUCUGCAGAGAUCACAACCGAUUUGAUUAUGAUGAAGGAGGAAGUUGGAAAAUUGAGAGAAGAAGCCCAAGCUAAUAAGGAGCACAUGCUGCAGUACAAGAAUAUAGCUCAGGUAAAUGAAGAUGCAUUGAAGCAGAUGGAAGCUGCUCAUGAGAACUUUAAGAUAGAGUCAGAAAAGUUAAAGGAGUCUUUGGAAGCCGAGUUGAUAUCUUCCAGAGUGAAGAUAUCUGAGCUUCACAAUGAAUUGCGCUUAAAGUCUGAAGAAGUUGUGUUGGCUUCUGCUGGUAAAGAAGAGGCUCUUUCUUCUGCUCUGGCUGAAAUUAAUGUCUUGAAGGAGGAACGUUCUAGUAAAAUUUCUCAAGUUGUUGCACUGGAAAUGCAAGUUUCUGUGUUGAAAGAGGAUCUGGAGAAGGAGCAUGAGCGGUGGCGGUCUGCUCAAACAAAUUACGAAAGACAGGUCAUUUUACAAUCUGAGACAAUUCAGGAGUUAACAAAGACAUCGCAGACUUUGGCUUCCUUACAAGAGGAAGCAUCUGGCUGGCAUAAAUUGGCAGAUGAGCGAGAAUGUAUAAAUAAUGAACUGAAAACCAAGUGGGAGGCCGCUCAAUCAAUGCUAGAGGAAUCAAGAAGGGACUCUCAGAAGAAAUAUGACGAGCUUAAUGAACAGAAUAAAUUACUGCACAGCAGACUGGAGGCUCUGCACAUCCAGUUGGCUGAGAGUGAUCGGAGCUCAGUAGGAAUGUCUUCUAGGAGUAAUGCUGAUCCAAAUGCUGAUGGAGGGUUGCAGAAUGUUGUUAGCUAUCUCCGGCGGUCAAAGGAGAUAGCGGAGACUGAGAUUUCUUUGCUAAGGCAGGAAAAGCUGCGAUUGCAAUCACGACUUGAGAGUGCUCUGAAGGCGGCGGAAAAUGCGAAAGUGUCACUCGGUGCUGAGCGUGCGAACUCAAGGGCCUUCAUAUUUUCAGAGGAAGAAAUGAUGUCUCUUCAGCAUCAGGUUGAAGAGAUGAACUUGUUACGUGAAAGCAAUAUGCAACUUAGAGAGGAGAACAAGCAGAGUGUUGAGGAAUGUCAGAAAAUGCGUGAAUUAGCGCAAGAGACUGAAACUAAGGCAGACAAUAUGAAAAUUCUGCUGAGGGGAAGAGAAGCAGAAAUAGAAGCUUGCAAGAAAGAAAUUGAAAUGUCAAGAGCGGAGAAGGAUUUCCUGCAAAAGAGGGUUUCUGAGUUGCUAGAGAAAAAUAUUAAUGUGGAAGACUACGACAAACUUAAAGCUAAUCUUCAGAGGCUGCAGGAGAAACUGAAAGAGAAGGAUGAUCAGUUGGUGGAUACGAAGAACUGCAUGUCGAGGCAGCAAGAAACCCUGUCAAAGUUGGAGGAGGACCUUGGACGAAAUGAGGCGGAGCUGAAUAGUAUAAAGUCCGAAUUGGACAAGCAGAACAGAACGGUCACGCACUAUAAGAGAAGAAAUAAUAGUUUGUCCAAGGAAAGGGAUGAGUUACUCAAAGAAAAGGAUGCAGCUAACAAACAGAUCGAGGAAUUAAAGCAAGGCAAGAAGGUUAUCGGAAACGCUGGUGGUGAACUUGCCGUUAAGGAAAAGGAGGAGAAAGACACCAGAAUACAGAUGCUAGAGAAAAUGCUGGACAAGGUGAGAGACGAUUUGAGAAAGGAAAAAGAAAAUCAUGACCUGGAGAAGGCAAAACAUGAGAGUUCUGAAAAGACUGUUCAGGAAUCUGUCAAGCAUGUUGAGCAGGAGAGAUCAAGCUUUGAGAACAAAUUUGAAAAGCAUAACGAGGCCCUGAGGCGCCUUUCAGAUGAGCUUGCAAAGCUUAAGCAUGUCGAGGGCAGUCUCCCUGAGGGAACCUCCGUUGUUCAGAUUCUUUCUGGGAGCAUUCUGGGUGAUCAUGCUGCUGUUUACCUGUCAGCCGUUGAAAAUUUUGAGAAAAUAGCCACUUCCGUGCUGGGUGAACUUGGACAGACUCCUCCAGUAGAAACCCCUCCAGCACUGGAUGCUCCUGCACCAGUUCCAACUGCAAGUCAAACAACUGCUCAAAUUCCUGUUACCCGAGCCAUUCCCACCAAUCCAAUUCCUGCCAAAGCUGCUGAAGAGAAGGACAAAAGAUUUGUUGUCUCCCGCACGAACGUAGGUGAAGUUCGUAAACCAGGAAGAAGGUUGGUUCGACCCUGGCGUGGCAAGACAGAGGAACCUCAGGUUACUGAUGCAGAGAUGUCUGAGGUAACAGCAGAUAAAUCCAACCUUGGAGGAAAACCUGUUGCCGCAUCCCAAGAUACCGAUGCUAAUGCUAUGCAAGGUAAUCUAAUAAGCUCAUCAUCUCAACCACUGAGCCGCAAACGGCCUUCACAAUCUGUUGCCGAGGGUAGCGAGCAACAGAUUCAAGGGGAGGCUCUUUCCCAGGGAGCUGCCCCUGUGCUAAAGAAGGCCAAGGGACAAGGCUCUUCAGAGGGAGGGGAGGCAGAAGUGCUGCCUGGCACAUCAGCAGCCAACGUUUCUUUGGAUGCAGCUGGUGAUGUACUUACAGGAGGUUCAAAUGAAGAAGUGAUCGCUGCUGAAAAUGAAAUGGCCGAUAUUGUUGGGGACAAGAUGGAUUCAGAUGUUAUAGGUGGCAGCGGGGACCAGGUGGAAGUACAGAACCAGAAGAGUGAUGAUGCGGAGGAUACUACUUCAGAUAAGCCGACGAGUGGGACAUUAGUUAUCGAGAUUGAUGAGAGCCUGAAGGACGAGUUAAUGGUUGAAGAGGACCAACAAGGUGACAGAGAAGAGGGAGAGCUGCCAUCAGAUGUUUCUGAAGCUGAAGGUGGUGCUGACGUGGGCAGCCCAGAAAGUGGGGAGUUCAUGCCCGAAGGCGGCAUCACACCUGAGUCAUCACCAUUGAGGAUGGAAGAAGAAACAGCAGCCCCUACAGAAGAUCUCGAGGCCGGCGAAAUCCCAGAUGACGAAAAUGAUACAGCGGAUACCUCUAACAUUGGUUCCGAGAAGGCAAAUGACACUGACGACCAGAAUGCAGUGGUGGAAACCGAUCAAGGUCAGGAAACCACACCGGUUGCUGGGGACGUAUCCACGACCAAUGCGAGUGCAGAUGCUGAUGUGGUGAAAGCAGAGGCAGCGGAGGUGGUGAAGCAGCAGGUUUCGCCAGCGAGUCAGGCAUCAACAGUCGUUAAUUUAGCUGCCAGAGCCAGGGAACGGGCUCGUAUGAGACAAUUAGGAGCAGCCGCUACGAGUUCACUCCCUGCAGCAGCAGCCUCGCCGAGUGCAUUGAGAGGUCGUGUCAGAGGUUUGGUACGUGGUCGGGGUGUGGGUGCACGAGUGUUGCCACGUGGUGGAGGGAGAACUGGUGGACGUGGAGGCCAAUCAUCUGGCCAACAAGGCUAGGCUAAACCCUACUACGCUCUUUACUCAAGUGGGGUGUGCCUUCCCUUUUUGUUGGUUGUUUCCAGUUCAUGGUUCGAAGUGACAGUCGAUCGACUCGAGUGUUCGAGGAGUACUGGGGUUGUCGGUUGAGUAGACGGUUUUGGUAGGCUGUUGUUGUUUUCAUGUUGCUGAGAGUAAAUCUUCCUUUGCCUAAUAUAAAUUUGUAGACUGUACAGUGCAUCUGGGUUUUGCAAGUGUUUUUGGCAUGAACUCUAGGAAUUGUGAUUAGCAGGUUGUCACGCCGGCCGGCGUGCCACCGGUUGGACAUGGUUCAACCUGUACCGGUCAUAAAACCGGCGUGACACCAUCGGUAUGAUCGACAUGAUCGAUAUACGAAUCUCUAUGUAAAAUAACCUUAUUUUAGUGACUUCAAUUGUUAAAAAUUAUUUUAUUAUUUAUGUAUGAGUAUAAAUGUUAAAUAUUGAUGUUAUUUGU